UUCACUUUCCAGCUUUCUCUAACCCUAAUAGGCUAAGAAAGACCUCUCGCUCUCUCUCUCCGUGUCUUUAUCACGUAUAGACAAUCUCUCGGUCACAGAGUGAAAUAUGGCUUUUGAUUCUUCUCCGGCUAACAUACACGGAGGCCCUUCUUCGCCGGAUGACUGGGCUACGAGCCCAAUCAGUAAUACAGUCUCCUCCCCUGGAGAUCGUAGGCGUCCAAAACGCGGUCGUCGCUCCAGCUACGCCACCCCAUCACCACUGCCCUCUGAUUCUCGUUUUCCAACCCCUGAUGCGACUCCAACGCCCUCCGGCAGUAACUCCCGUCGGCGUGGCCGAGCUAGGCGACCGGCUGGAACCCCCACUGCUGCUGCCACGCCAUCUUCCACUGAUGAUGCACCGAUGUCCUCUGAGGCUGGUGACGGGGAUGAUGAUGAGGCCCCACCAAUGUAUGUGUGGGGAACCAACAUUAGUGUACAAGAUGUUAAUGCAGCGAUUUUGAGGUUCUUGAGGCAUUUUAGGGAAAAUCCCCAGCAAAUUGAGGGGAAGUAUAUGAGAAUUAUUAAUCAUGUGAUUGAAGUUGAGGGGGAUUCGCUCGAUGUCGACGCCCACGAUGUGUUUGAUUAUGACAAUGAUCUUUAUGCUAAAAUGGUUAGAUAUCCACUUGAGGUUUUAGCGAUUUUUGAUAUUGUGUUGAUGGAUAUGGUCAGUAGAAUCAAUCCUUUAUUUGAGAAGCAUAUACAAGCUAGGAUUUUCAAUCUUAAGAGUUCAACAUCGAUGAGAAAUCUUAACCCAUCUGAUGUUGAGAAGAUGGUUUCACUGAAAGGGAUGAUUAUUAGAUGUAGCUCCAUUAUACCUGAGAUAAGGGAAGCUGUAUUCAGAUGUCUCGUGUGUGGCUAUUACUCCGACCCUAUUGUGGUUGAUAGAGGAAGAAUUGAUGAGCCGACAAUUUGUGGAAAGCAAGAAUGUCGAUCUAAAAACUCCAUGACCCUUGUGCACAACAGGUGCAGAUUUGCUGAUAAGCAAGUUGUGAGAGUCCAGGAGAUGCCAGAUGAGAUACCUGAGGGAGGAACACCGCACACCGUGAGCUUAUUGAUGCACGACAAGCUGGUGGAUGCUGGCAAGCCAGGUGACAGGGUUGAGGUUACUGGAAUCUAUAGGGCUAUGAGUGUCAGAGUUGGUCAAACACAGAGGACAGUGAAGUCAAUUUUCAAGACUUACAUUGACUGUCUUCAUCUAAAAAAGACGGACAAGUCAAGAAUGCAUGUGGAAGAUCCAAUGGAAACUGAAAAUGGGCCAAGUAGGAAUGAGAAUGAAUCAACUCUGGACGAAGAUAAGGUGGAGCAAUUAAAGGAGCUAUCCAAACAGCCUGAUAUAUACGAGAGAUUGACAAAGUCUUUGGCACCAAACAUAUGGGAGUUGGAUGAUGUAAAGAAAGGCCUUCUUUGCCAGCUUUUUGGUGGAAAUGCACUGAAGCUGCCAUCUGGGGCUAGCUUCAGAGGUGAUAUCAAUAUUCUACUUGUUGGAGAUCCUGGAACCAGCAAAUCUCAGCUGCUCCAGUACAUUCACAAGCUCUCCCCUCGUGGUAUCUACACUAGUGGACGAGGAAGCUCUGCUGUGGGAUUAACUGCAUAUGUGGCGAAGGAUCCUGAGACUGGUGAAACUGUCCUGGAGAGUGGAGCGUUGGUUCUGAGUGACAGAGGCAUAUGUUGUAUUGAUGAAUUUGAUAAAAUGUCUGACAAUGCAAGAAGCAUGCUACAUGAGGUGAUGGAGCAGCAAACUGUUUCAAUUGCAAAGGCAGGGAUCAUUGCUUCCUUAAAUGCAAGAACUUCAGUGUUGGCUUGUGCCAAUCCGAUUGGUUCACGUUAUAACCCUCGUUUGUCUGUGAUCGAAAAUAUACACCUUCCUCCUACUCUACUGUCCAGGUUCGAUUUGAUCUAUUUAAUUCUUGACAAGGCUGAUGAGCAAAUGGAUAGGCGGCUUGCAAAGCACAUUGUGGCAUUACACUUUGAAGAUCCUGAUAACUCAGAGCAGGAUGUCAUUGACCUGCCGACGUUAACUGCUUAUGUAAGCUAUGCACGAAAACAUAUACAUCCACAGUUAUCAGAUGAAGCUGCUGAGGAGUUGACAAGGGGAUACGUGGAGAUGAGAAGAAGAGGAAAUUUCCCAGGAAGCAGCAAAAAGGUCAUAACUGCAACCCCGAGGCAAAUUGAAAGUUUGAUACGCCUCAGUGAGGCCUUGGCUCGUAUUCGUUUCUCACAAUGGGUCGAAAAGCGAGAUGUAACUGAGGCUUUUAGGCUUCUUGAGGUUGCAAUGCAACAGUCUGCUACAGACCAUUCAACUGGAACCAUCGAUAUGGAUCUCAUUACAACUGGUGUUUCUGCAAGUGAACGGAUGAGAAGGGAGAACUUGGUUUCAACCACCCGUAACAUAAUUAUGGAGAAGAUGCAACUUGGAGGCCCGUCAACUAGGCUGUUAGAGUUACUUGAAGAGUUGAAGAAGCAGAGUUCUGGAGCUGAAAUCCAUCUUAGUGAUCUUCGGAAUGCACUUGCUACUCUUUCAACCGAAGGAUUUGUUGUUGUUCAUGGCGACAGUGUAAAGAGAAUCUAAUGAAAAGGGAGAUGGGCCAAACUGGUGGGUACCAAGUGAAAGGUCAGCUGAGAAUUCACUGUCUUAAAAGCUGGACUUUGGGUCACCAUAUUCAGACAUGAACAACGGAUGUAUGACUGUAAUUAGUUUAAUUGAAAGGUUGAAAAAUCUCCACUUUCAUAUUUGAUUUUAGUGGUUAAUUAUGUUUGUAUAAAAGCAAGUUUAGUCUUUUGUACUCUUUGUAUUGGAAACGUAUCUGUAUAACUCUCUCUAUCUAGCGUGUAGCUAUGCUUUCGUGCUCAACAUGUCGUCUGCGGGCAAAAACAUGCAAUGGCUUCCUUUUCUAUUUUUAACUUUGGGUACCCGUUCCCACUUCCCGGCUUCAUUUCAAUUCAAUUGAAACACUUAUAUUCUUUGGGCAAAUUU
Sesamum indicum (sesame) is the source of this 3013-nucleotide messenger RNA. RefSeq names its product Minichromosome maintenance (MCM2/3/5) family protein (gene MCM4). Gene Ontology annotation, cellular component: MCM complex; nucleus. Gene Ontology annotation, biological process: mitotic DNA replication initiation; DNA strand elongation involved in DNA replication; DNA replication. Gene Ontology annotation, molecular function: single-stranded DNA helicase activity; single-stranded DNA binding; ATP binding. Lineage: Eukaryota; Viridiplantae; Streptophyta; Magnoliopsida; Lamiales; Pedaliaceae. The record is from RefSeq and is a predicted model, not a curated record.